Messenger RNA from Erythranthe guttata (spotted monkey flower), 1113 nucleotides. Its product is annotated as vacuolar protein sorting-associated protein 24 homolog 1. The record is from RefSeq and is a predicted model, not a curated record. NCBI's taxonomy places the organism in Eukaryota, Viridiplantae, Streptophyta, Magnoliopsida, Lamiales, Phrymaceae. Gene Ontology annotation, biological process: vacuolar transport.
CCAUUUUUUUUUUAUUUUUUCCGAUCAACUCCACUUUUUUUUUAAUUAUUUUACUUUUCUUCUUUUGUGGUUGCCAGAAAAUCAUCCCUCAUUAUCUUCUCCAGAAUUGAGAUUCUUGUUGUAAAAAAUCCGCAGCGCAUCAGCAUUAAUUUUGCAGGGAAAUUCAGUAUUUUGCUCGGCGAGAAAUUCAAUCAAAGAUUAAAAAAAAAAUGGAAAAAGUGAUGAAUAUAUUGAAACCAAAACCUAAUCCACAGCAAUUGCUAAGAGAUUGGCAGCGCCGCCUCCGCAACGAAUGCCGCAAUAUCGAGCGCCAAAUUCGAGAUAUACAGAGGGAAGAGAAAAAUGUUCAGAAAGCCAUCAAAGAGGCUGCUAAAAGAAACGACAUGGGUUCAGCUAAGUCACUCGCUAAAGAAAUUGUGAGAUCGAGGCAAACCGUGAAUAGACUUUACGAGAACAAGGCGCAGUUGAAUUCGAUAUCAAUGCAUCUUGGAGAAAGUGUUGCUAUUGCUCGAACUGUGGGACAUUUGUCGAAAAGUGCUGAAGUGAUGAAGAUUGUCAAUAAUCUUAUGAAGGCUCCGGAGGUAGCUGUCACCAUGAUUGAAUUCAGUAAAGAAAUGACUAAGGCUGGUGUGAUUGAAGAGAUGAUGAAUGAUUCUUUGGACAAUGCACUCGAUUCGGAAGACAUAGAAGAGGAAACGGAAGAAGAAAUCGAGAAGGUCUUAACAGCAAUUGCUGGAGAGACUGCCGCACAACUUCCGGAAGCUUCUAGAAAGGAGAAGCUCAAACAACCUGCUACCACUGAACAAGUUGAUGAGGAGAAUAAUAUUGACGAUGAGGAAGAUAUGGAAGAAAUAAGGGCUCGUCUUGCUAGAGUUCGAUCUUAACUCAUCUUUUUUUUUUCUUUCUAUAUAUUAUUUUUAUAUAAUGUACCAUAUAAAUAUAAUCAUGCGACGUUUAACAUGCAAAAAAUCUUGUAUUUGAGGUAUGUCCAUACGUAUGUUGUUCUUGAAUAUCUGUAUGAGAAAUCAUAGCAGAUGAUGAUCGAGAGAAAGGCCUUUGAAAAUUUGGAACGUCGUAAACUUUGUAAGUCACAUAUCUCGGUUUAUUUGAUGC